GGCGGAGCUAGUCAAUAUCAAAGUGAAUACUAACACUUAAUAGCAAACAAAAAGAGGCAAACAGCAACUGUGGUGAAUCUUCCAAAGACGAAACUUCGUGCGCUUUGGUUCGUACAGCAGUUUUCCGGAGCAGAAUCAUGGAGAGGUCCAAUCUGUGGGCUAGAGCCGUACUUUGCGCUGCGCUGCUGUUCAUCACUUGUGGUGCUGAAACGAGCGACUCAGAAAUUGAAACAGAUUUGGAAACAAGAAAUAUUCAAGAAGACUUCUAUCGACAAAGUCCGAAUCUGACGAACGAAAAACGUCUUCUUGGGGCUCUACACGAAGUUCUCGAAAAACUGCAGACCAAAAGAAUUAAUCCAUGGGAAAAGAAAUUUGGACAACUUCCCACGUGCGACCUGGGGGAGCAUUGCGCAGUGAGGAAAGGUGCUCGAAUCGGCAAAAUGUGCGACUGUCCACGAGGAGCUUUCUGCAACUUCUUUCUGUUGAAGUGCUUGUGAACUUAGGUUCAUCAAUGCACCUUUAUUGUUGGGUAAUAGUGU
Esox lucius (northern pike) is the source of this 539-nucleotide messenger RNA. RefSeq names its product cocaine- and amphetamine-regulated transcript 2 (gene cart2). Lineage: Eukaryota; Metazoa; Chordata; Actinopteri; Esociformes; Esocidae. The record is from RefSeq and is a predicted model, not a curated record. Gene Ontology annotation, molecular function: neuropeptide hormone activity. The transcript has 3 exons. Gene Ontology annotation, biological process: positive regulation of MAPK cascade; adult feeding behavior; cellular response to starvation. The coding region runs from base 138 to 497 and encodes 119 amino acids.